Messenger RNA from Candida dubliniensis CD36, 1851 nucleotides. RefSeq lists its product as uncharacterized. The transcript has a single exon. Bases 1 to 1851 code for a protein of 616 amino acids. The record is from RefSeq and is a predicted model, not a curated record. Lineage: Eukaryota; Fungi; Ascomycota; Pichiomycetes; Serinales; Debaryomycetaceae. Gene Ontology annotation, cellular component: mitochondrial inner membrane. Gene Ontology annotation, biological process: mitochondrion inheritance.
AUGCAUAGAUCAUUAGUAUCGUCACCAUCAUCUUUGUUAAAUAUCAAUAGAAUAAUAGUGCGGAAUGUUGCAGCUAAACAACUAGUUCCAUCUUUAACCGUUCUAUCCACACGCAUUUUGAAAAAUCACUUCACAACCAAUUCCAACGAACAUGCAAUAGCAUUCUACAAGCGAAGGCGUUUUUCGACAUUCACCAGAUCAUAUCAAAGGCAAUCGAAUAAUCAAACUCCGUUAAAAGAUGAAUUGAGACAAAAGAUAACCAAGGCAAGUUUGCUUUCACAGGCAAAUUCAAGCUUAUCCCGCAUGUUGAUACAUUUAAAGUGGCCGUUGUCACGAAAUACAAGUACUACUAGUAGUUGGGAUAUAACGUCAGCAUUCAUUUCCUGGUUGGUCAUGGGAAAUAUUUUAUGGAUUAUACUAGGGACCACAACGUUUGGGUUAACUUUGAUGUACUCGUUGCAUUAUUUGGAUAGUUUGGUGGGUAAGUUUAGUGACGGUGAAGAGACAACAGAAAAAGCGAAUGAAACAAAAAGUAAGAAAGCAAAUAAUGUGAUGGGAUAUUUAGUUGGAGGGAUUAUAUCGUUUGGCCUUGGAGUAGACUUGAAUUUUGAAAAGGGUUCAUCAUUGCCAGAAUUAAAAGAUGGGAAGCUAAGGUUCAAAAACGUUGGUAUAGUGUCAAAGGAUGAUAGUAACAAGAAUGUGAAAUUUAAGGGAACAGUGGAAGCUAUGGAUAUCACAUUAUCGUUUAAUAAAUGGUAUGAAGGAAAUGGAUUGAUUUACGAUUUAGAGUUGUAUGGGUUAAAUGGUAAGUUGUAUAAACUGAAGACGCCUUCACCAACAGUGGUCAACCCAACUACAAAAUCUUACAGAUUCAGUGAAAACAUUCAUUAUCAGUAUGACUUGGACCAUAAUGUCGAAGAAAUUACAGGUGGGUCUAGCUCUAUUAUUGACAAUAAUUACACUUUUGACCAUGUUAAAAUCCAUGAUUCCUAUUUGGAAAUAUAUGAAGAACAAUCCAGUACUCCGAUAAAAGUAAAUAUCUUUAACUGUGAUCUACCAAAAUUAAGAGGUGAUAAAUUAGUGUUGGAUUUUUUCAAUGCUAAUAAUGCAAGCGGUGCUAUCAAUGAUGCAAUGUUUACUUUACAUAAACGCCAGAAUUUGGAUCCAGAAAACAAGAAUCAAGACAAGCUCAUAAGAUUCAAAUUGGACGCGAUUGAUUUAGGGGAAAUCAACAAGUAUGACCCAAAUCUGAAAUUCAAUUGGAUAAUCAAUGGCAAGGCUGAAAUUAUUGCUGACAUUACUUUGCCUGAUGAACAGGACGAUUUGAGUGAAUCUAUCACAGAAGUGUUGACGAAGAUGUUUUCCAAUAUGUUCCAAACGGUGGACACAUCUCAAACCUCUGAGGAUUCAUUGUUGAAAGAUGCUAUAUCAGCAAUUUACCAUACCUUCAGAAAGCCAGAGGAAGCGGUCAAACCGACAGAAAAUUCUUAUGUUAUCGUCAAUGUCAAAAUGAAAUUGUAUGAUUUGAAAGCAAGUUUACCUCAAGUGUUGCCAAGAACCAACGACGGUAUACCCUUUAUAUCGUUGUCUGACUUGAGAUCAUUAAUUAGUUUCAUCAACACGGAGAAUGUGCCGAUUACAAUCAAAUCUACCGUUAUUGAAAAAAUAACUGAUUUGUCGAAUAUUGAGCAUUUAGGACAGACUAAAAUGUUUGACUAUAUUAUGGGGGACGCCUAUGAAGAGUUUACAAAUUUGGUGAGAGAUGAUGCAAGACGAAUAAUUAGUGAAAAAUCUUGGAGCAAUUCAAUUGCAACACAGUUGUUGCUUUUAGGGCUAGGUGCAAUGGUUUAA